Tuber aestivum (summer truffle) is the source of this 229-nucleotide messenger RNA. The record is from the annotation of a GenBank genome assembly. NCBI's taxonomy places the organism in Eukaryota, Fungi, Ascomycota, Pezizomycetes, Pezizales, Tuberaceae.
CUGAUACUUCUCUCCCCCGUUGGGCUGGGGGCGGUGAGGAGAGUACUUGUAGAAGGAGAGUUAUUCGAUUCGAAUACCAUACUUUUCAUGAACCUUGUGGGGAUUUCUCUGGGUACCGUAGACACUGUUACAAGUUAUACUCGAAAGUACCGCAUAGGCACCCAGGACCUUCUCAUAUUUAAUUUUUCUGUUUUACAUUCCUUGUAUUUUUCUUCUGAAUUUUUGUCUU